CGACACUGCCUCUGGAGCUUGGACAUGUCUCUACUACCUGUAACUUACACGCACACACAGUCAGGUGCCAUGUUGCAUUUGGGACAAUCCUUUGGGUGGCCAUUGUCCCCUCCCCCAAAGACUACACUUUAUAAUCUGUACUUAUCCCUAAAUCUUUACUGUUGUUAAUAUGAUGGUUAUCAAUCACUUGUUUUCUCUUUUUUUAUUGUCAUGCUGACCCUCAGGAAAAAAGAACUUGUUAGGCUGAAUGCAGUACCUUAUUUCAUGUUUUUACGAGCCUACAGGGAUGAUAACCAAAAAGAUCAGGGUGACUUUUGUUAACCAGCCAAUGUGGACUUACAACUUUAGUUUUAUCAUUAUAAUCUUCCUGCUAGUGAUGGAUGAUGAUGUAAUUAAGCACCAUUGGAUAUUUUAGGGGGGGGGGGGCGGAUAAGGGCCUUUACAUUGAUUUGUAUCCUCCCUACCUCACUCUUUGCCUCUCAGUCUACCUCUGCUUUCCCCCUUUUUAUUACACGAAACAACACAUUGAGAAGCAGCAAAAACAAAAAUCUCAUUCACUUGGGUUAAUUAAUUCAAUUGUGCAAUUUGAGAACAAAAAUAAUUUUUAUAACCUUAAUGACAGCUAAUACACAGAUAUGUGUGAAGAGACCUUGUAUUUAAUGUUGGGAAUUUAAAUGUUCUUGCAUGCGCUUGGUGUGAACUUCUAGUAUAAUUAAAUACAAGUGAGGUUUGUUUUGAAGCUUCAUUUGAAUAAUCCGGCAUCAAUUAGGCUGGCAAUUAUUUGUUUUUGUUUUUAUUUUUUCUUCUUCUGUCUCCCCAUACAUUUAAAAGUAUGGUAUUUGAUUGUGUAUGUUUAUUCAUUUAACCGUUUACUGUCAAAAAAUACAUUUGUGUCAAAUUUAACCCUCCAAAACAAAUAUUUUAACAACAAUAAAUAUGUACUUUAUUGUCACUCCUGUCAAGCUUUUUGCUAAAAGUGUGCAUAUUUAGUUUAGUUUCAUGCUUGCAAUUGUUUAGUCAUAUAUUUAACGCUUAUUUGAGUUAGCAUUGGCACACGGCGCCUUGUUGGAAUAAUAACCAACAAUCUCAAAUUAAUCGAUAUGUGAAUGUGUACCUAAUGCGGUCUAUUUAAGAAAAUAGUCAGCAAUUUAAUUUUGUAAAUGUUUUGUCUACAUUAUACGGGGAAAUCCCUGUUAUAAUCGUUACAUUGUCAAUUACCGUAACCAUCUGCACUUGUAAAUUAUUCCUUACUACCCAUCGAGUCAUUUUUAGUAUUUUCUGGCUUAUUUCUGACCAAUCGGAAGCGACGAGGGUUCCGCCAAUCAGCUUCCUUGCUGCUGCUUGAGCGCCCGCCUCCUUGCUGGAGUAUUUAUUUAAGCCAAACCGCACGCGUGGAAUUACUAGAGCGAGGCGAAAGGUUGUUUUACGGUCUGGAAAACAAUUAAAAGUGCAAACAUGGUGGAUGCGUUCUGUGCUAAGUGGAAACUGGUCGACAGCAAGGACUUUGAUGAGUACAUGAAGGCGGUCGGUAUUAAUUUUGCUACGAGACAAGUGGGCAACGUGACCAAACCCACUGUGGUGAUCAGCAAGGAUGGAGACAAAGUGGUGGUGAAGACGCUCAGCACCUUCCGGAACACUGAGCUCUCCUCUAAACUUGGAGAGGAGUUUGACGAGAUCACCGCUGAUGACCGAAAAGUCAAAUCUAUUUUCACUCUGGAGGGUGAUAAAUUUGUGCACGUGCAGAAGUGGGACGGAAAAGAGAGCAAAUUUGAGCGUGAGAUAAAGGAUGGAAAGAUGGUGAUGACUUUGACCUGCCAAGGCGCCCAGGCUGUUCGCACGUAUGAAAAGGCAUAAUUUUAGUAUCAUUUGAGAGGAUUCUGUUUUUAUGUUGUGUAAUUUGCACUGAUAAGAUGAAAAUUGGAGCCUUAUAUUGUAGAAAAGAAGCCUCAAAUAAAUAAUUACUGUUUG
This is a messenger RNA of Entelurus aequoreus (snake pipefish), 1968 nucleotides long. Its product is annotated as fatty acid-binding protein, brain-like. The transcript is spliced from 4 exons. The coding region runs from base 1456 to 1854 and encodes 132 amino acids. Gene Ontology annotation, cellular component: cytosol; nucleus. Gene Ontology annotation, molecular function: fatty acid binding. The record is from RefSeq and is a predicted model, not a curated record. Lineage: Eukaryota; Metazoa; Chordata; Actinopteri; Syngnathiformes; Syngnathidae. Gene Ontology annotation, biological process: fatty acid transport.